Molecule: messenger RNA, 2813 nt
Organism: Bradysia coprophila
Lineage: Eukaryota; Metazoa; Arthropoda; Insecta; Diptera; Sciaridae
Gene: Strip
Product: striatin interacting protein
Biological process (GO): cytoskeleton organization
Cellular component (GO): cytosol
Source: RefSeq, a predicted model, not a curated record
GUCAUCGUUCGGAUUGUUCAGAUUCGUCGGAUCCGUGUGCCGAUUUCAUCUGCCAUAAAACGAGAAAAUUGCGUUUCGACAAAUGAAAACAAAAGGGGUGGCAAUUUUUCACUAAAGUUUUCGCCGUGUUAAGACCUGAAUCGAGCAAUUAUUUUGUGACUAAAUGAAUUCAAAAUGAAUGCACAAUGAACAUGGAUCAGAAGUGUAACCGUGGCGAAGUGGAAUUCGGCAUAAAUUAUGAGAACGAUAUGUAUGGGGACAACACCAAUGCGUCCGAAAAUGCCGACAUAGAUUUUCUGUACAGUGACACGGACACACAUCCGAAUGAGAUUGCCGAACUGUACAGUUACACCGAACAGUCGGAGUUUCAGCUCAACUCUAAGGCGUUCGAUGAGUUGAUGGAAUCGUUUAAGAUUCAGCCCAGCUGGCAGAAACUCAAAGAUGCUACGAGGAAAAGUGUCGUCUUAAAACUUCUCGAUCAGCUGGAACUGUCUGAUCAGCCAGCGCGGAUCAAAUCCGCAAGAUGUAUUUUGUACUUGGCACAGGGUUGCUUUUUGGAAGUUCAAUCCGAUCAUGAACAGCAAGUUUGGACGCGUUCUAAUGUCAUGAUGAUGUAUCAAUUGGGCGUAUUUUCGGCAAUCGUUGAACUAUUGAGCCUGGAAAUGGAAAACGCUGUAACUGCUUCCGUUGCUACUCGCAAAAUGACCGUGUCACUGGCCGACUCAACCGAUUUGCGAAUCAUUUUAUCCAUUUUGUACAUCAUAACCGAGGUGAUCUGGGCUGAGAAGCAGAAUCCGAACAGUGAAUACAAGGAUCACGUUGAAAGUUUCAGCAGCGAACUGAAUCUGCCCAUAGCCGGCGAAUUAUUGACAGUAAAACUGUUCGGAAUGAUAACGCGAUUCUGCAGUGGCACAGCUCCACAUUUUCCGAUGAAAAAAGUCCUGUUGCUUCUGUGGAAGAUUUCGUUGGUUGGACUUGGUGGCAUUGAAACGUUGAAAAAAUUGAAAGAUCAAUAUCGUCAAGAAUUGAACCUAGCACCGGUCACCGAAGACACACUGGAAAUAACCAAACGUAUGCGAUCCAGUUCACCGCCAGCCACAACAUCGGACAUUCUGGACAAUCGCAAACGGAACCAUCCCUUCAGACGAGUACGUACGAACGAUAUAUUGCAAGAGCAAAAUUUAAUAAAACAAGGUUCGCUGAACGAACAAGAACAGAUCAGUAUGGAAAUGGAGGCACAGCAGUCGGAGAAUGAAGAGGAUGCGUCGGACUUUUUCAGUUCGUACAAUGAUCCAACGAUGGACGGAGGUCAAAAGGAAGCACAGUACAGUCCUGUAAUGCCGAUCAGAAACAUUGAACGUCUGCCGUGGACACCGAAAGUACGCCAAAAGGAUAUCGAUCAGUUUUUGGACGUUACGCGUAACAAAUUUAUCGGAUUUACCCUUCCCGAAGAUAAUCAAUCGUUGGCUGGUUUACCGCAACCGAUACAUGAAGGCUUCAAAACAUUGACACAACACAUUUAUGUCAGCCUGGCCGAUGUUCGAAUCAAACGAGAAGAGGAAAUCUCACGUUAUCCGCUAUUAAAAAUCGAGGGCGACAUUCCCAUCAAUUCGGUGGAGAUAUUGUACCAAGCGAUUCUUCCGAAUCUGCCGCAGUACAUGAUAGCUCUGCUGAAGAUUCUACUAGCAGCUGCUCCGACAUCGAAAGCGAAAACCGAAAGUAUCAACAUAAUGGCAGACGUUCUGCCGGAAGAAAUGCCGAUGACUGUAACACAAUCGACCAAACUGGGCAUUGAUGUGAAUCGGCACAAAGAGAUCAUUGUGAAGGCAGUGUCGGCUAUUUUGCUGUUAUAUCUUAAACAUUUCAAAAUCAAUCACGUCUAUCAAUUCGAAUUCAUGUCUCAGCACCUGGUGUUUGCCAAUUGUAUUCCGUUGGUUCUGAAAUUUUUCAACCAGCACAUCAUGACCUAUAUCGGGUCAAAGAACUCCAUUCCCAUCAGUGAUUUUCCCGCUUGCAUUCUGGGUGAACCACCAGAAUUAACCGCUGACAGUUUUGUCAUUGGUGCAACGGCCUCGUACUCGUGGCGCAACAUAUUCUCUUGCAUCAAUUUGUUGCGUGUGUUGAACAAAUUGACAAAGUGGAAACAUUCGCGCAUCAUGAUGUUGGUGGUGUUCAAAUCGGCUCCGAUUUUGAAGCAAACAUUGAAAGUACGGCACGCAAUGAUGCAGCUGUAUGUGCUCAAAUUGCUGAAAAUGCAGACCAGAUAUUUGGGCAGACAGUGGAGGAAGUCGAAUAUGAAGACAAUUAGUGCAAUUUACUCUAAAGUGCGUCAUCGUUUGAACGAUGACUGGGCAUUUGGAAAUGAUCUCGACGCACGUCCCUGGGACUUUCAAACCGAAGAAUGUUCGCUGCGAGCCUGUGUGGAUCGCUUUAACAAUCGGCGCUACUUCACAAAUACGAUCGGACCGAACACAUCCAAUAAUCAGGCACCGAAUGCCGGCAACAAUAAUAGUGCCGGUAACGGUGAUCCGAACGAGUACGAUCCGAAUUUGAUAAAUUGCUACAUGAGCGACGGUUUGCAAGAGGAACCGUUCACGUACGCUCCGGGCUACGGUGGAUGGGACGAGAAUGUCGAAUUGAGCGAUGAAUUCAAACAGGAGUACGAAACGUGGCUGCAGCAAGAGGUUUACAACACGCAAAUCAAUUGGGAUUCGUUGAUGUCCGUUACGUACGAUUGUCAGUAAAUUGUUUAAAGUUGCGAUGUGUGUGACAUGUAGACAGUUAAUAAAUGGCAGUGUUGUGUAAAGUGUUGU